Messenger RNA from Purpureocillium lilacinum, 519 nucleotides. Its product is annotated as glycine cleavage system H-protein subunit. Gene Ontology annotation, biological process: protein lipoylation; glycine decarboxylation via glycine cleavage system. The record is from RefSeq and is a predicted model, not a curated record. Gene Ontology annotation, cellular component: glycine cleavage complex; mitochondrion; cytoplasm. NCBI's taxonomy places the organism in Eukaryota, Fungi, Ascomycota, Sordariomycetes, Hypocreales, Ophiocordycipitaceae.
AUGGCCUCGAUUGUCUGCUCGUCCCUGCGCGCGGCCGCCCGGCCCGCCAUGCGCCUGGCUGCUCCCCGCGCCGCCGCGGCUGCGCCGUCGUUCCGCCGCUUCACCACCUCUCGCAUGAGCCUCAUCCGCAAGUACACCAAGGACCACGAGUGGGUCGACCUGUCUGCCGACCGCAAGACGGGCGUCAUCGGCAUCUCGACGUACGCGGCCGAGCAGCUCGGCGACGUCGUCUACGUGGAGCUGCCCGAGGCGCCGGCCUCCGACUUCGUCGACCAGGGCGACGCCAUCGGCGCCGUCGAGUCGGUCAAGAGCGCCUCCGACAUCAACGCCCCCGUGCGCUGCAAGGUCGUCGCCGCCAACCAGCUGCUCGAGGAGAAGCCCGCCACCAUCAACCAGGUCCCCGAGGACGACAGCAACGGCGGCGGCUGGAUCGUCCGCGUCGAGGUCGACGAGGAGGGCGCCAAGCAGGUCGACGAGCUGAUGGACGCCGAGGCCUACAAGGCCUUCAUCGAGGAGUAG